AUGAGACGCGGCGCGGCCCGGACGCUGCUGCUCAACAUGUACCUGCCAGACCCGGUUGGGGACACUUUGUUCAAAGAAGGUAAAAACCAGGCGUGGGGCUCACUAGGGCCUGGGGUUCAAAAAGGCAGUGGGCAGAUCCAGCUGUGGCAAUUUCUGCUGGAACUGCUUUCGGACCGAGCCAACCUCAACUGCAUUGCCUGGGAGGGCACCAACGGCGAGUUCAAGCUCCUGGACCCUGACGAGGUGGCGCGGCGCUGGGGUGAGCGCAAGAGCAAGCCCAACAUGAACUAUGACAAGCUGAGCCGGGCGCUGCGCUAUUACUAUGACAAGAACAUCAUGACCAAAGUGCACGGCAAGCGCUAUGCCUACAAGUUUGACUUCCAGGGCCUGGCUCAGGUCUGCCAGCCAGCCACACCUGACCAUGCCCUCUACAAAUUCCAGGCCCCACUGCCUUUCGCCGGCAUCUCCAAACUCAACAUUAUGGCUUCAGGCGUGACCCCAACCAGCUUCUCUUACUGGCCGGGCUCUACCCCCACCCUGUACCCCAGCCAUGGCCUGCAGCCUUCCGCACCCUUUGGCGCCAUGGCAACCUCCCACAUCAACAACAUGAACAGCCACUACCACUAG
Molecule: messenger RNA, 627 nt
Organism: Varanus komodoensis (Komodo dragon)
Lineage: Eukaryota; Metazoa; Chordata; Lepidosauria; Squamata; Varanidae
Gene: FEV
Product: FEV transcription factor, ETS family member
Exons: 3
Coding region: 1-627 (208 amino acids)
Biological process (GO): regulation of transcription by RNA polymerase II; cell differentiation
Cellular component (GO): nucleus
Molecular function (GO): DNA-binding transcription factor activity, RNA polymerase II-specific; sequence-specific DNA binding
Source: RefSeq, a predicted model, not a curated record